Vespa velutina is the source of this 3328-nucleotide messenger RNA. It is a transcript of the gene mRpS30, whose product is annotated as 39S ribosomal protein S30, mitochondrial. Gene Ontology annotation, biological process: translation. Gene Ontology annotation, cellular component: ribosome; mitochondrial large ribosomal subunit; mitochondrion. NCBI's taxonomy places the organism in Eukaryota, Metazoa, Arthropoda, Insecta, Hymenoptera, Vespidae. Gene Ontology annotation, molecular function: structural constituent of ribosome. The transcript is spliced from 4 exons. The coding region runs from base 434 to 2089 and encodes 551 amino acids. The record is from RefSeq and is a predicted model, not a curated record.
ACAAUGAUAAUAUACGAGCAUGAAAUUAUUUAAUAAAUAUCUAUUACAAAUAAAUCUAACAAUAAAUAUUUUCUAUUUCCAUUUAUCGGAUGUAUUUACUGUGACCGGACCUGCGCAGUUUUGAAUAAUCUUAAGAUAAAUCGUUUCUAGAUAUUUAAUGUAUCACAAAGUUACAUUUUCUAUGGUGUAUUUAUAUCAUAACCAAUUUUAAUCUGUACUCGAUGAGAAACGUGUCCAAUGUAAUAUCUUUUAACAAUAAAAGAUAAUAUUUAUUGUUAACUUAAAAUAACAUUGUACGUGAUGAAAAAUAGUAUUUAAAUACUUAUUUAAAUUAAGUAAUUAAAAUGAAAAGAAAAAUGUGGUUAUAAUUUUAUAAAUGAAAAAUUUAUGACAAUCUUCAUUUCUCUGAUAAAAAUUUAUUUAUAAAAAGAAAAUGUUUCUUCGUUUGCAUUUACGAUUGUUAAAUAAUACCGUUUCAAUUACACGAUAUUGCUCAAAGAAAUAUGCAACAAUUGUGUCUGAAGAAACUCAAAUCACAAAUGGUCCAAUUUAUCCACCUAUAUUAGAUUUGUCUUUCAAAGCUAAUCAAAAGAGAAAAAAGGAAGCUUGGUAUGAUGAAAUUAAAGAACUUAGAACUGUUGAGGAAAAGAUUUUUAAAAUCAAUAUGCCAUAUUAUUAUGGCUGGAAAUCAUUAAUUUUGAACGAACAUAAAAUACCUUACAAUUCUUUGGAACACGCGCAGUAUAUUACAAGAACUUAUAUUGUACCAGAACGUGGACUUCCAACUUUUUACAAUAAUUUAAUGUCCGACGAAGAGCUUGAAUCUAUUGUGAAUGAAAGUAAAAGUUCGAUUGAAAACAUCAUUGCUUUUGAAUAUUCUAGUAGAAGAAGGAAACAUGAAUUAAAUGAAAUUCAAUUAGAAAGAAAAUCGACGAUGGAAAGUAUUAUAACAAAUGCGAUUGUAUAUCAAAUUAAUAGAAUAUUGCAAUCAAAUCUUGUUAAUAUUAGGCCACAUUUAUUGGAAAUUCAAACCGAUUUUGAACCACGUGUUGAAGCAUUUUGGAUUGUUGGUGGGAUAGAACCAUCGGGUUUAAAAUUAAAGGAAAGGAAACGUAUAUCUUGGAUGAGACAAUAUGCCUAUGAUCCAAUAGAUAUUCCUGUACAAUAUUAUGGCAAUUCUAUUCUCCAAACACGACAUGAUCUUCCACUAAAGGAAAUUAUGUCUUUGAGCGAAUGCGAGGAUUCUUCUUUGACUGUUCCACAGUUUAGGUUUGAUCCCAGAGUAUUAGGAUAUACUAUGAAUCGUAAGCAUGCUACGAAUAUACCAGGAUUUUGGCCUGGUGAUCCAUGUGAAUUUGGCCUUUUAUCUUAUCACAAUAGUACAUCCAUAGCUGAAAGACCAGAAAAAUGUAAUGAUGAAAAUGAUGCAUUUCUUAAACAAGCUAUUUUAGCUUCCUACAGUUGGUUAUUAUCACAAGCCUCUUAUCAAGGUUUUUCAACAUUUCACGAUGUUACUUAUCCAUUUGUCAAUCAAGCAGUUAUAACUAAUGGCCAAUAUUGGUCAUUUUAUGUUUAUCAACUUAAUACUACUGUAUUGCAUUCAGAAAAUAUUGAUGAAAAUCCGAGACGUAAUAUUUGUUGGGCUACAGAAUCUGUAAAAUUAUUUGAUAAAGUUGAAGGUGAAAAGGUUCAUGGCUUGAACACUGAUGUUCUUAAAACUUUAAUUAAAUUUUAUGCAAACACUCCUGCAGAAAGAAUGAUUGAAAUGAAACCAUAUUUGGGAAACAUUGUACAAAAAAUAGCUGACAUCAAAUCUGACAAACGAAGAGACUGGCUGGAAAGAUAUUAUAAACAUCUUGUAACAAAUAGACCACGCCAUAGAAAACCACCAGAGAUAUAUCAUUGGCAAAAAAUUUAUCUUAUUGAUAAUAAGAUGUGUCCUAUGAUGAAAAAGAGACAUCCGUUCCAAUUUGGAAUUUCUGUUAUGAAACGUAAACUUGAUGAUCAUGCCUUAAAGUAUGUACCAAAAUAUUUUAGAGUGAAUCCGAAGAAGAAAUUAGGUAACUGGGAACAAACUUUUUAUCCAUAGAAUUUAAAUAACAUGUUUUCUCUCUUUUCGAUGCAAAUAAUAUUUCACUUUGAUAUUUUUCAUGGAUAGAUUAUAAUAGAAUUUUUAAUAUAACAUUUUUAUUUUAUGCAAUAUAAAUAUAAACAUAAUAAUUGAAGAUAUUACAGUGUAAAUAUUAUUGAAUUAAUCCGAUCUCUGUCCAUAUCAUAUGUUUCACAAUAUAAAUGUCAGAUCAUUAAAAAAUUUAUUUAUAUGUUAUAGUGUGAAUAGAAUAUGAACUUAUUUCCAUCUUAAUAGGACCGUUUUUAGAAUCUAUAAUUGUAAUAUUCUUACUUUUUGAGCUCCUAAAAGAAAAGAAGAAUAUAAUAAAUUUAUGAUUGCAAAAGACUUUUCAUAGUAAAUAAAGUAUACAUACAUAUUGUACAGCACAACUACGAUCAUUUUUGAGGGAGUUUCAAAAGCAAUAGUCCUUAUGUCAUUUGUCUCCAUGCUUUCAAUCCUUACAGAAUCUCGUUCUACGAAUCUACUGAAAUGUUUGAUCGCGUAGAACGUUGGUUGUUUAAAAAAUUCAUCAGUUUCAGGAUUGACUAUGAUAGGUGAGUCAACAUAAUUGUGAAUAUAAUUUGGACCACCCAUUUUAUUUAAAGCAAGAUUCCAAUCUAUCCAUCCUGUUACGCUGUGUCGUAAAUUCUACACAAGAUAUUUUACAAAAAUUAAUAUUACAAUUAACAAAAUUUCAUAUUGGAUUCUUAAAAGAAAAAGUUCAAAGAAAACCUGGAUUAUGUUGAGAAGAUAAUCUUCUCCUCUUUUCCAAGAUCCUAGCUGUACUUUCGGAUUAUCAUUAGGUUGAGAACCUAAUGUAAUUAAAAAUAGAUCAAAAUGAUUGAAAGAUAGAGAGAGAGAGAGAGAGAGAGAGAGAGAGAGAGAGAGAGAGAGAGAGAGAGAGAGAGAAAAUAUAUUUUUCUUGACUUUAAAUUUACUUUAAAAAGAAAAAAAGUAAUUUUCACAUUCUAAUCAAUUAUCAUGUUAUUAAAUAUAUUAACUUACCAACGCAUGCUUCGGUCAAAAGAAGAAAUUUAUUUGGAUACUUAUUAUGAGUUAUGUCUAACAAUGAAGGGGAAAUAAACUCGUCCGUAUACCAAUGUACAGCUAUGCCGUGGAUAUAAUCUAAUGCUUUUUUAUUCUUGAGAACAUGAUCUAAAAACUGUAUUAAAUAGAAUCUUUGAUCAUCUAAAACUAAAAUCAUCGUUUUGUUAUAUU